CAGGACCUGCGCUUUGGUAAACCGACACUAGUUGAUGUUGACCACUAGGCCUCAUUUCCGAAUUGGCUUCCUAGGCCUCACAUCUCCCACCACCACCAACCACAAACGGGAGUGAAGGUCACACCUCCCGUACUUUUUCUCCUGCUUCAACUCGCCCAUUUUCAACUGCGAUGUCAGGCUACGAGAGUGGGGCUUCCUUGCCCUCACGCUCGCUGCAGGACAGCACCAACUACGCCAGAUUGGAGUCGCCUCGUGCGUCCUCCCGCUCCUUCGAGCUGCCAGCACACCACGUCGUGGACGUGUCUGGCGGCGCGCGGUCCUUCUCGGCCGCCGAUCUGUACCAUGUCGACGCCAAGAUGGCCACCAACACAAACUCGGCUGGAGUGGGCCCCAGCACCCCGCUACCUGACCACCGUUCGCGCUUUUUGAGCGAUGGAGAGCUGCUACUCGCUGCCAACCCCGUGCCCACGCGGGAGUCGUUCGCGACGCUCAAUGAGACGGACGAGAAGACAUGGCAUCAACGGUCUACCGAGCUCAUCUCUAAGAUGCUCAACACGAACCUCGAGCGAGGACUGAAUGGCAUGGAUGUGGAGCGUCGGAUACUACGCUACGGCGUCAAUGCGCUGGAGGAAGAAACCAAAACACCAGUCAUCGUGAUCUUCCUACUGCAAUUCUACAAUCUCAUCAUCGCCAUGCUGCUAUUUGCUGCCCUAGCGUCUUUGGCUCUACAAGAAUGGGUUGAAGGUAUCGCUAUUCUCGCUAUCGUCACGCUGAACGCAGGCGUGGCGACGUAUCAGGAACACUCUGCUAGUAACGCGCUGGCAGCGCUUGCCAGUCUGUCGAGCCCGCAAUCACUCGUCAUCCGUGACGGGAUGCAGCAGGUGGUAGACAGCAAGCAGCUGGUGCCCGGAGACAUCGUGAUCCUCGUCACAGGCGACGUUGUGCCUGCCGACAUCCGGUUGUUCACUAGUGUGGAUCUCAAAUGUAACGAAAUGUUACUCACGGGCGAGUCGGAAGAUGUUCCCAAGAAGUACAAUGCUCCGAUCCACCCUACUGGCGCUGGCAAGCCUGCCAAAUUGACAGCCAGUAACAUGGUCUUCUCGUCCACGACGAUCACAGCUGGUAACGCUCGCGGUAUUGUAGUGGAAACCGGUAUGAGCACGCGUGUGGGUUCCAUUGCAGCUCUACUACAAGCCAAGAGCGGCACAGAUGCAGCAGCAGAGAAGAAGUGGAUCCGUAAUCCCAUUGGUGACUGCAUCGCCAAGCACCGUCCAAAGCUCACGCCUCUGCAACGAGCUCUACACCACACGGGAUACAUCAUGGGUCUCAUCGCAGUGGGCGUCGCUAUCCUCGUCUUUGUCGUCGGUAUGAUCCGUGGCAAUGAAGACCCGCGCCAUCCCGACAGACCCACGUACUUGACGAUGAUCAUGGCUGCCGUAUCUGUGGCGGUGAGUGCUGUUCCUGAAGGUCUUCCGAUGGUCGUGACUAUUUGUCUGUCUUCGGGAACUGCGGAGAUGGUCAAGAAGAAUGUGCUUGUGCGUAAACUGGCUUCGGUGGAGACACUAGGUGCAGCUUCAGUGAUCUGUACCGACAAGACGGGCACGCUAACAGAAGGCAAGAUGACUGCAGUGAAGCUCUGGGGCGAUUUCCACGAGUAUUCUAUCACUGGCAAGGGAUUCACUCCCGAAGGUUCCAUUCUAGCUGCGGACGGUAGCAGUCAAGCUGAACCAGAGGCUGGUAACGUCCAAGUUCGCGCUACUUUGAUGGCCUCAGUGCUGUGCAGUAACACGCAACUGAAGCAAGUGGAAGGCGACGAUGGGGAGAGUCGUUGGGUUCCAUUUGGCAACUCGUCCGAGGCUCCUUUGGUUGUUGCAGCCGCCAAGGCAGGUAUCUGGGAAGACAAUCUGCUAGAAGACUACCCUCGUCUAGUGGAGGUUCCGUUCAGUUCUUCGCGUAAGAUGAUGGUCACGGUGAACGCUGUCCCAGUCGUGAGUGGCACAGCAAUGUUUGAUACCUUGGAGCUACCUGGUGACAGACCUCCCAAGCUUGUGGCCAACGUCAAGGGCGCACCAAAUUACAUUCUACGUAACUGCACACAGUACUGUCGGAAGGAUGGCACGUUCGAGACUCUGAACAAUGUGCAGCGUCAGGAGAUUCUGGAGGCGGUGGACGCGCUAUCGUCUCAAGCUCUGCGUGUUCUUGCUGUAGCCAUCCAGCCGAUGCACGAACUGCCGUUCGGAAAGGACUGCGACGAUGUGGACGAGAAGUUCGCAGCGCUGUCGAAGCCCUUGGUGUUCCUCGGACUGGUGGCGUCGAUUGACCCGGAACGUGACGGUGUGCGUGAUGCCAUCGCCACUGCACGCGCGGCUUCGAUCCGUACGGUGAUGAUCACAGGCGACUACCUCGCUACUGCCGUCGCUAUCGCCAAGAACAUUGAUCUGCUACAAGUCGGCGCUGACCCGGAAGCUCAAGCUACCGAUUGUACUCAAUUGCGUCCGAAUGGUGACGUGUACUUGCCUCCCGCUGACAUCGACGAGAUCACGUCACGCACGCUGGUUUUCGCCCGUGCCAAGCCUGAAGACAAGAUCGAGAUCGUCAAGUCUCUUCAACGUCAAGGUCUCAUCGCUGCGAUGACUGGAGACGGUGUCAACGACGCACCUGCGUUGAAGGAGGCUGAUAUCGGUGUGGCCAUGGGCAUUUCCGGAACCGAAGUCGCCAAGGGAGCGUCCGACAUGAUCUUGACCGACGACAACUUCUGCAGUAUCGUCUCGGCAGUGGAAAAGGGUCGUGUCAUCUACGCCAACAUCCAGAAGUUCGUCAUGUUCUUGCUGUCCACGAACAUUGGAGAGAUUAUCCUGAUCUUCAUCUCGGUGGCUGGAGGUUUCCCUCUCCCUCUUGAGGCGCUGCACAUUCUGCUGCUCAACCUGUUCACGGACGGUAUGCCUGCUGUUGCCCUGAGCUUGGAGAAGGGCGACCCACACAUCAUGGCAGACAAACCGCGUCACAAACAGACUUCGCUCAUCCACGGACGACUGUGGUUGCUCGUGUUAUUUAACGCCUUUUUACUUCUUGCUGGAGCCAUGACCACGUUCCUCUUGGGACUCUACUGGAACUUCGGUGAACUGCUGACAGACGACAUCUACAACGCUGGCGGAGGUGCCGACGGUACCGAUUACACGGACGUGACGUGUCGGCGCUGGGAAGGCAUCGACGAUGGCUGGAAGCUGUACGGUAACUGCGCUGCCCAAUACUCCGAUGGAUCGUACAUUUUCGGCGAGGAAGUAGCCGGCAUGACGUCGUUCGAGAACUCUACGGCUUACUGUGAAGGAGGAGACUACGACUGCGUGCCGGCAGGUCUGGGUCGUGCACAGACGAUGGUAUUCUUGGGCUUGGCCUUCACGGAGGUGCUGCGAGCCUACACGGUGCGUCACUUCACUGAACCUGUGUUCGCGCGGAUGCUGUCGAAUGGCUACAUGCAGCUCGCGGCGUGUAUGUCGGUGAUUUUGACGGUGCUCGUGAGCAACGUGCCUGUUAUUAUGGACGACAUCUUCGGAUUCGAGUACAUUUCAUGGUACCAGUGGCUUGUGGUCGGCGCAGUAGCAGUCAACAACGCAUUCUGGGGCGAAAUCCUGAAGGCCUUUUUGCGACGGAAGGACCGGGCGCAGGCUCGAUGGGACCACAUGAAGGCUGGAUUUGAGGAGAUCUUGCUCGAGAUCCGGCAUGUGCGCCAUCAUGUCGAACUACUCGAAGCUGGUGGGCCCAAAAAGCGUGUGUAAAGACACGAUGGACGAGAAGUUGGCGAAGUGUGUAUUGCGUAUGGAUCGACGUGCGUCAAGGCAGCUAAGACCAGGAAAACUGUCGAGUGAGUUCGUUCUCGAGUCCCAAGAGCAGAGAUCGAGUGUUGUUAGCUUGGCGUUAUAAUGAAUUUAUCAAUAAAAGCUUAUUAAAAAAAAAAA
Messenger RNA from Phytophthora nicotianae INRA-310, 3956 nucleotides. Its product is annotated as potassium/sodium efflux P-type ATPase, fungal-type. The transcript has a single exon. Gene Ontology annotation, molecular function: ATP hydrolysis activity; P-type sodium:potassium-exchanging transporter activity; ATP binding. The record is from RefSeq and is a predicted model, not a curated record. The coding region runs from base 171 to 3776 and encodes 1201 amino acids. Gene Ontology annotation, biological process: intracellular sodium ion homeostasis; potassium ion import across plasma membrane; proton transmembrane transport. Lineage: Eukaryota; Oomycota; Peronosporomycetes; Peronosporales; Peronosporaceae. Gene Ontology annotation, cellular component: membrane.